Messenger RNA from Boeremia exigua, 3278 nucleotides. Its product is annotated as E1-E2 ATPase-domain-containing protein. Bases 61 to 3243 code for a protein of 1060 amino acids. The record is from RefSeq and is a predicted model, not a curated record. Gene Ontology annotation, biological process: monoatomic cation transport. NCBI's taxonomy places the organism in Eukaryota, Fungi, Ascomycota, Dothideomycetes, Pleosporales, Didymellaceae. Gene Ontology annotation, cellular component: membrane. The transcript has a single exon. Gene Ontology annotation, molecular function: ATP binding; ATPase-coupled monoatomic cation transmembrane transporter activity; ATP hydrolysis activity.
CGCUACAUCGACAUAUAUUAUUGAUACGUCAGCCUUCUCCCGGUUAUUAGAUACUCGACAAUGGCUCGAAUUGGUGACACCAGAGAGCAAUCGUCUCGUGGGUCCACACGCUCACCAGACCCGUAUCCUGAAAAUCCGGGUUGGGACUUCUCACCACCUCGAAGCCCCCGCCGGCCUCGUCAAGCUGCUUUGAGUAGCGUUUACGACGGGACUCAUUCCAACGCCGGGAUCCCAAAAUUUCCUGCUUUUUCCGAACCAGAGCUUGCUCUUAACCCCCAGCGCACGAACUCUGGCAUAUCUACGACCGUUCCUGCACACGGACACAACGAAAGGACAGACCUCUCCCGGAUUGCUCGACCAUUUCGACAAGAUGUACCGGCCCACUCGCACUCUCACUCUCAUUCUCAUUCUCAUUCGCACGCCCAUGGUAGUUGCUGCUCAGGACCCCCUUGCCAUAAUGAUGAUCAUUUGCUAAAGGAACUAGAUGCGGAGAAUCAAGUCAGCGACGGGAUUAGUGAUCUCGACGUCGAAAAAGGUCCUGCAGACUAUCAGCGAUUCGUGCUGAACAUCGAUGGACUGAAAUGCGGAUGCUGCGAGACUAGCAUAACAAAGGCCGUAAACCGCAUCUCAGCGAUCCGCAAUCACCAAGUUAAUGUCGUAAUGGCUAGACUUGAGUUUGACCUAGAUGUCAAUCGAACAUCUAUAGACAACGUUCUGAAGAAACUCAACACAGCAACGGGAUACUCCUUCGAACAGAAUAGCAGACCUAAGGACCAAGUUCUCGAGCUACUCCAUACCGAUACUCAUGUUUUCUAUCGCGAGGUCCGACCUAGGGGCAUUACAACGAUCGAGCUUCCGGAACCACACAAACAAUUUUGGAGCUCGUCCUGGUACUGGACCAAGUCGAGUUUGGCACUACACGAGAUGCUGGCAACAAAUCCGCGAAGAUUGACUCCAAAGUUUGUUGUCGACAAAUGUAUAACGGCUACUCGACAGCCUCAAUUAGCACGUAUCCACUACGAUGCAAAAGUUAUUGGCGCUCGCGAGAUAUACGAUUUAUACCAUCAGAAAAACGAAGAAUUGACACUGGCCCCUCCACCAGCCCACUCGAGCCUAGAGCUUGGCGCGAAACAGACGAAACGAGCGCUGUAUCUGUUCCUACCCGCAUUGGCUUUCACAAUCCCGGUCCUUGUUCUGGCAUGGGCUCCCAUCGACCAUAGCAAGUUUGUGUACGCUCACAUCUCGAUAGCGCUGGCUUCUAUCGUCCAGAUCAUUGCUUGGUUUGAGUUUCUCCCUAGUGCUCUAAGGUCAUUGUGGUACUCUCGAGUGCUUGAUAUGGACUUCCUGAUCUCGCUCAGUACCAUGACUGCGUACACUUUCAGUGUCGUAUGCUAUGCCUACCAGGUUGUGGGAAAGCCUCUGGAUACACAGUCCUUCUUCGAGACAUCCACUCUGUUGGUCACCCUGAUCCUCCUGGGCCGAGUCAUCAACGAGUUCGCCCGUCACCGAGCUGCGAAGGCUGUCUCGUUCCGCUCUUUGCAGAUCGAAAAAGCACUUCUUGUCGAGUGGAGUCAUGAGCGGAAGGUGGACCCUCCUACGCGGGAGAUCGAUGCACGCCUACUACAGUAUGGCGAUAGCUUCAAGGUUCUCCCACAUACUCGGAUCGUCACAGAUGGGAUCGUUUGUUAUGGCGGCUCAGAAGUCAAUGAAUCUAUGAUCACCGGCGAGCCAAUACCGGUCGCAAAAGGUGUGCAUUCUCACGUUUAUGCGGGCACCAUGAAUGGGAGCGGAACGCUUAUUGUAAUUCUGAGGGCUUUACCGCACGAGAACACCGUUCACAAAAUCGCAACGAUGGUCGAGGGUGCUGAACUGACCAAACCGAAGAUACAAGCACUCGCUGACCGCAUAGCUGGCUGGUUUGUGCCUGCUAUCGCAGUCACUGGCUCGCUUGUCUUCCUAAUCUGGCUUCUCAUUGAUCGAUUUCGCAACAGGCGAGGCUGGUCUGACGCCGUUGUCAGAGCAAUUACCUAUGCCAUCGCCACACUUAUCGUCUCUUGUCCAUGCGCUAUUGGUCUCGCGGUACCAAUGGUCGUUCUAAUCGCUGGUGGUGUCGCAGCACGGUACGGGAUCAUCUUCAGGGAUCCACAAAAGCUUGAAGUAGCCCGCAAUGUCACAGACGUGGUCUUUGACAAGACUGGAACGCUUACCACUGGUCACUUUUCGGUCGUCAGUGAGCAGUAUUAUGGGCAGCUGGAGCCGACUACGAUCAAGUGCAUCUUGCUCGGCCUUCUUAAAGACAACAAACAUCCCAUCUCACUUGGCGUGCAUGGCCAUCUCUCUAAAGAAUCUCGCAUGAGUACAGAUCCUGAUCUCAUACCCGCAGCGAUACACAACAUCUCAAGUGUACCGGGUGAAGGCAUCAUAGGCUUCACGCAGCCUGAAAAUCACGAGAUACGUGCUGGAAAUCCCGAGUGGCUCUCUGUUCACGUCGAAGAAACAAAUUACAGUCAUCUCUGCGUCACAAUCGGAGGUCAGCUUUCUGUCGUUUUCAAACUGCGUGACACGCCAAAACGAAAUGCCGGAAGGGUUAUUGACAUGUUGCAAAGACGGCACAUCACGGUGCACAUGAUUAGCGGCGACUCGCAAGGCUCUGUUGAUGCCGCAGCACAUGAGUUGAAUAUUCCGAAGCGAUACACCAAAUCUAGAUGUAGACCAGAGGGAAAACAGACCUACAUCCAGGACUUACAGGAAAAUCGGUGGAAAGGAAAGCACAGCGUUGUUCUCUUCGUUGGUGACGGGACAAAUGAUUCGGUCGCUCUCAAACAGGCAGACGUUGGCGCUCACAUGCACUCUACUCAUGCAUCUUCCGACGUCGCGAAGCAAGCCGCGGAUGUGGUGCUGAUGACCGAGCGGCUUGCUGAUGUCCUUAUACUUCUUGACAUCUCGAGAGGAGCAUACAGACGUAUCAUCGCCAACUUCGUUUGGAGUGCAGUGUACAACGUAGGUGCUAUCCUACUAGCUGCGGGUGCAUUCUCGAGGAUCAAGAAGGGUGGGCAUCCAGUCAGCAUCCCAGCGCAGUGGGCGGGCCUUGGUGAGCUGGUGAGCGUGUUGCCAGUUGUUGGGGUCGCGUUUUCAAUGAGAUGGAGAAACUAUGGAGGGAGGUUCAAGGAUAUCGACUACGAUGCAGUGAGGAAGGUGACGAAUCCGGAGAGGAAGAACAGGAAAACAGAUGGAUCGAGGUGAUGUAAAGUGCGAGUGUUCGUCGGUAAUGGGCUAAG